Messenger RNA from Bombus pascuorum, 6093 nucleotides. RefSeq names its product pre-piRNA 3'-exonuclease trimmer-like. Gene Ontology annotation, biological process: nuclear-transcribed mRNA poly(A) tail shortening. Gene Ontology annotation, cellular component: cytoplasm; endoplasmic reticulum. The record is from RefSeq and is a predicted model, not a curated record. The transcript is spliced from 11 exons. NCBI's taxonomy places the organism in Eukaryota, Metazoa, Arthropoda, Insecta, Hymenoptera, Apidae. Gene Ontology annotation, molecular function: RNA binding; poly(A)-specific ribonuclease activity.
AUCAUGUUCGAUUCCGUACUUCCAGCAUCUAUCAUCUUGUCAUUAUUUUGAUUGGUAUUAAUAUAUUUGAAUCUUUAAGAAUUUUUUUAACUAAUCAUAUUUUCAUAAAUAAAAUUUGGAUCAGAUAAAACUUCGUGAUUUCGUUUGAUUGCAAUAUUCAUUUUUUGUAACCAAAUAAUACUGUGGAUCAGUUAGGUUAUAUUCACGUGAUUAUUCACUGAAAGUUAGAGUUACUGUGUACAUAAACAAACAGAAUUUAACAUGAAUGAAAUUUUGAAUAGCAAUUUUGAUGCUGUGUAUCCACGGAUAGAGAAUGCUAUAAACAAUGCAGCUUUCAUUGCGAUAGAUUCUGAAAUGUCAGGUAUACAUUCGGAGAAAGAUUUGAAAAAUAGUUUAUUUGAUACUCUCAAUGAUCGUUACAUAUCAUGGAAGAGAAACAUUCAGCAAUUCGUAAUUGUACAAUUUGGCAUUACAACUUUUUAUCGUGUUCCCUCUGAGAAUGCCUAUAAAGCGGACAGCUUUAGUUUUUACUUGUUUCCUAAAUCUAUUCCAUUAAAAAGUAGACAAUUGUCGUGGGAAGUGGAAGCGUUACAUUUCCUUUAUAAACAUGGCUUCGACUUUAAUAAAUUCAUACAAGAAGGUAUUCCGUACACCAACGAAAUAGAUGAGAAGUUACUACACGAUCACAUGGAGCAAGGCGAUGUAGAAAAUUAUUUAUCAUUUUUAUCCUACGACGAAGAAGAAAAUUUCAAAGAGUGCAAGAGCAAGGUUUGCGAAUGGAUUUCUAGUAAGUUAGAAAAUGCAUCGUUAAAGUUGGAAGUUAUCACUCCUAUGGUACAGUAUGUAUUACAUAAAGACUUAAGGAAUAAUUACAACAAUAUUUGGACUACGACAGACUAUAAAUCAAUAGAUGUUAUGAAAAUAUCAGGUAACGCGGAGGAUGAUUUGUUCAAGAAGGAUAAUUUGAAAGAAGUAGUGCUAGAUAUUUAUUUAGGUUUUUCCAAAGUAUUUAAACUUUUGGCCUCUAGUAAGAAAACGAUAAUAGGACACAAUAUACUUUUGGAUUUAAUGUUCAUGCAUCAACAAUUCUAUAAGCCACUACCAGAUUCGUACAAAGAAUUCAAAAGUAACAUACAUACAUUAUUUCCACAAAUAUAUGACACAAAAUUCUUAAGUUUUGAGUUGCGAAAAUUAUAUGGCAAGGAUGAAGUAAACUGGAAAGUAAAUUCACUGAAUAUAUUGUACGAAUAUUUUACAACUAAAGGACGAAUUACAACUUAUAAUUCACCAAAGAUUAUCUUUAAUGAAGAAUUUUCACGUAAUUUAAUUUUACGAUGACUUGUUAAACCCUAUUGUAUUACACGACAUCUUUUUCUCAUUUCAAACUAUAUUGUAGAUAAAAAGAAUUAUCAUAGCGCUGGGUGGGAUUCUUACUUUUGUGGAUAUGUAUUUGUGAAAAUGGCACAUAUAUUUUGUGUAAAGAAAUUUGGGACGGGUUUAGAAGAAAGGACAGCGUCCCAUUCUGAGUUAAUGAGCAGUGUAAAAGAUUUUAUAAAUUCUAUAAAUAUAACGAGAGGCAAUGAAAUGUAUAUGAAACUCGAUGGAGAAGAUCCAGUGUUAUCGAGACCAGAAUGGCUUCAUGUUAAGUUGAAGUCACCAUCUCUGGAUAUUAAGCAGUUAGUGGAGAAAUUCUCAUCUUAUGGUUCAGUGGACAUAAUGCCUUUUGCUCGGAGACGCGUUUUAGUAGCUGUCUCAAGCCACAAUACCGCGUCGGAGAUACUGCGGCAAUUCAAGAGCAGCGAGGAAUUACAGGUGACACGGUACAACCGCAUAAAACACGCGACGGCCAUGACCAUUUUUUUGUGGAGCGGAGCUGUUCUGUCCGGAGGUAUUCUUGCUUGGAUGUUAAAAAAUAUUUCUAAAACGUAUAUCAAACAGUAUUAAUAACGAGGAACAAUCCUUUUCGUUAUUUCCUUUUCGUAUUCGAACGUUACAAAAGUAAAGCCCAGUAACGAAACGAUAGUUCCAAUUGAUUUUCGUAUGGUAGGAGAUACAGAGUAAAAAUUCAAUUUUUUUUUUCCAUGCGAUCCAUCAGUAUAUCAAAUAAUUAUAUACACGUGUUAGAAGAUAAUGUCUUUAAUAUAUCUUUUUAUAUUAAGAAACUGGCUAAAUUGUUCGGUCAUUUGGCACCGUUUUUUAGUUGUCCUUGUAUUUAGACAACGAGUCUUACUAUACAAAGCGAACAGUGCAAUGUUACAAAUCGUACGCUAUAUAGUUAUCCGAAACUUACUUUAUGAAACCAUGUAACUAUAUAACGAAAGCAAAGUGCAUUAAUGAAACGAGCAUUAUACGUAAGAAACAAAAUCAUAGCUUUCCGUGCGGAUGGGACUGUAAUUCAUAGAUCAAGUUCUACCAAGAAGCCAGCAUUUCAAUACGUUCAUUGAUUACACCAUGAUUCUCUUGCAUAAGAAUCUAUAUAAGAGAUCAUGAAAGAAGAAAUGAAAAUAAGCAUCGUAAAAAUGAGAAAGUAAAACAAGCUUCGAUUGGAUUUCCAACUGGCCGGCCAACCCAGAAAGAGUGCCUCCGUCUCUGUCUUCCUUUCUUACGCUCGUACGCGACCACCAGCCGCAAAAUCUAUUUAAAUGUUAGAUCGAAAUCGCGAGUGGAAUCUUUGCGUGAGCUGUUAUUAUUAUUUCUCGUUCUGGUUUGUCGACGUUCCGGGCCAGAGCUCGUUUUCGUCAAGGAACCUAUUCACCGUUGUGCCAAACCUCCGUGCACUCGCGAAAAAUCCAAUUAUCCCUGGCUUUGCUGCGAACCAUUGCAAUUUCGAUAGGUCGUAUUUUCUUCUUUUUUUAUUCACACACACGCGUACACACGUGCACACAUACACACAUACAUAAGCGCGCGCGUCGUGAGAUAUUUGGAAAGUUCUUCGAUUAUGCUUUCUCUCGGUGUGUUGCACUCUUUCACAUUUUUUUACAAGUAGAAUGUUGCUCGAAUAUAGUUGAGCAUAAAGUUUAUCGUUGCUACGCACGGACUGAUUUAGGCUUGGAAAUUCUUAAAAGAAUCGGAUAUUGUAAAGAGAAUGAAGAUGUACGUACUGGCAAUAUUCGAGUGGUUAUGUACGAUUCUCGCACUAUUAAACGAAAACAAAGGGCAAAGAGUAACACGUGACAGGUUGUAUCGUAAAUUUCGUUGCAGUCUUGGCAAAUGGUCUGACAUUCAUACUCUAGAACAACGACUUGUUACUAUCAAACGACGUUCAAUCGUGUGUGUGGACUCCUUAAGCAAGCGGUAACGUAGGUAACAUUCAACAAAAUCUUACAGAGAAUCGUUUUCAAUUGUAUUUAUUAUAUUGAAUUAUUCUUUGCAGAAUGAAGAUGGAUAAGCAUGACGAACCAGGUGAUAUCGGCCCUCCUAACGACAAGGUAUCAUAGUACGAAACGAGACGAUGUUCUCGUUGCGAACUCGUUGCUGUUACUCGCGGAUCACUUUGUGCUACUUUGUGCUUAUCUUGAAAUCCUGAUGGCCAAGGAAGAGACCAAACGUUCCCCGAUAUUUCAAAAGUUUUCUCUGGCCGCCACCCAAGGCUAAAUCACUCGAAAUAACGCAGUAGCAAUUUGUGUAGGCGUGCUGCCGGACGGUCAGCCUGGUCACACUGGUGUCCGGUGGCAGGUGGAGCAGCUUUCGAGAUGGAUCUCACGCUCUGUCUCUUUGGGUUCUACUUCGACCGGUUAAACGACGAACAUAAAGGUCGCGAGCGCCAGCAACGAGGUCUAUGGAACUGGGUUAACCAAAUUCCCUAUUUUCUCGUCUCAUCGGGUACAAUUUGUAUUCGGAUCAUCCUUAGACUACUUGGAUGUUCCUUCGCAUCCUCUUGGGAAUCUACGUUGAUUACUAACCGUCGUUUUUCACCAGACAAAUGGAAACUUAACUCAUUGGUCGUUAAGGUAAUUUCCUUCUUACCGUUGCUCUUCUUUUGGUAGGUGCAUUUGUCUAGUACAUGGAAGAGGUGAAAGGUGAGGGCGUGUGAUAGAUACAAGACGACUAUUUGGUAACCUUGAGCGAUCGGCCGAUUCUACCGAGGCUAUAGCACGUACACUUCUCUCGGUAUAAUUCCUAGCUUUUAAUCUACGGAUUUUUUUCUAAAACGAGAAGCAAAUCGUCAAGAUGAAUUGUAAAUUUCAUUAGCCACUAAAUCUUUUGAAUAUUUGAUCUAAACCGACAGGGUAAUCGUGGGUCUCAUCUAAUCGUGGAUAAUCAUGGAGUCGCAAGUUCUCGAGAAACGGAGACCUUGUGAUCCUGAUUUUACAGAAGAAUUAAAAAAAAAAAAAAAAAAAAAAAAAAGAAAAGAAAAGAAGGCUUGAAAGAAACUCUCGAUAGUCGGUGACGAGGACCUACUUCGUAACUCGUGCACAAAGUGGAAAACGGUAUCACGUGGCUGCCCAAAAAUACGUCGAGAGGUGACUCGAUUCGAUCGCCUUCACCUAUCGGUCCGGCCAGGACGAGAGGCGAGUCGGUCGGACCGUUGAACGCACUGCCAGCAAAAAGAAGAGACGAUUGAAAAUACCCACACGUCGGCGUUCUGGUCUCACGGUUUCGAAAUCACUCGUGCAGCCGAGAAUCGUAGCGUUUCACGGGAGCACGGUGUGGGCCAGGCUGCGCUUUUGCUUUGGCAUGGACCGAGCACCUGUCGCGCGUCGCCGACGGUGGAAAUAGCCGUUUUCGACGGGGAGAAACGCGCGCCUGCGCUGACACAGAGUAACGCGAUUAUGUGGGUGCGCCGAGAUUAAUUGCUUCCACCGAUUACCCAAAUAAUUGUAAAUCGUUCGCGUCCCUACGAUCACAUCGGUGUAAUUAAGCUCUGUUCUGGAAACGCAACGAACGAAGGUUUCGUUGAUUCGGUUCUUUAAAGAACGUUGAUCUUUAUCCUAUACAAAUGACAGGGAAAUUGCGGGGAAAUGAAUGUUUCUUUGUAUAAGGAAAUUGGUAGAAGAUUGUUUUCUUUUGUCCAAGCAAAUUGAAAAUUUCGUGCAGGAAUAUUGGUGCCUAGUGUCGCUUUAAUUGUUUAAAAUUUGUUUGAGAAAUCUCGGAUAUUUUGCUUCUAUCUGUAUAAUUGUAAAAGCUAGAGAUUAAACUGUAAGAGAGGAAGCGAGAUAAACGGAUGGACGACUGGUGGAAACUAUCGAAUAUAAAGAAUAUUGCUCUCGAAAUGUCACAGAUAAGGGAAAUGGACGAUGAGAUGGAUUGAAGAGGUUCGAUUGAAGUGGCGGAAGUACGAAAAUCAUCUUUCUCCGACGGAGGGGUACUAGAGGUCCCAGCAGCUUCUUGUUCGAAACCUCUCUAGGACUAUUUUUGUCCAUAAGCUGAAUAGCGGAAAUAGCCUAGCCUAGCCCCUGGCCUAGAGCGUAGGCUUGACCGGCCAUAAUAGCGCCUCUUUCAAGGAUAUAUCGUGACGUCACGAUUUCUUUAGAGACAAAAGUCAGACGUCAGUGAUCACCUAAAUGACGUUUCUCUUUCGAUUAUGAAAUUUCACAUGCUAAUAAAUUAGACAGGGUUAUAUUAUUUUCUUUCGAAACGUAAAUGAAAAUUUCUUUAGAGUUAUAAUUAUCUUAUGGGUUAAACGCGAUCGUAUAUGUUUCUCUUCAAAUUCUAAUGGUACGCGAAUUUGUUACGUUUGUAUAUAAAUGUUGAUAAAGACAAGUAUCGUAUUAGACACCUUGGGGCGCGUUGUCUCGUCUCAGGAUGGCAGACGUAACGUCUUCUCCGAUCAAACCACACAAAAAUAAUCUAACGUUUUACAGAAGCAUGGAAUUAUAAAUACUUCUGAGCACAUUCGUCUUGUUUAAAUAGGCUUUGCUUCGUUCGGACCGUCAAUGAACAUUUUUAAUCUUUUACACGCUUUAAGUAAAAUCGUCGUAUAAUGUCCAUUCCUUCGUUCAUCCUCCAUUUAUUCCUUAAAUAAUCACAUUUUCUAAUUUUUUAAUCAUCUUUGCGAAAUAUGUUACGUAAUUAUUUUAAUGCAAAUCAAUCUCGAUACUUUCAAAGAUGGAAUCUAAUAAAGAGAAAUUUCUUUUAUUACAGAACACUAAA